AUGAAUUCUGGUUCUGAUAAUUUUGCAAAACGAAAAGAACUUAAACCGCUGCUGAGGUCGGGAUAUAGGGAUGGUGAACUUUACAAAAGCACCGUGCCAAACGAAAAUUUGAAUUUAUUUUGUCACUCCUAUAACGGUGAGCCGAGUAGCAGUGAUUCCGACGAGGACUCCGAAGACGACGACGAAGAAGAGGCGUACGACUACAUCAGCCUGUUCCAAGUCUGGUUGAACUUUCUAUUUCCCAGAGCUUUUCGCAUACAACCCGUGCACCGGUGGGUCAAGUCCGCUCAUUCGGUGUCGGACUUGAGGGAGCGAAGCACCGGGAAAAUAUUGUCCCCCGUGGGCCGGUGCUCGUUGUUCCCAGAAGGAGUGUUCGUGCAAUCCACCACGGAAAAAGACGUGACGAAAAUAUGUUUUCCCGGGGCCCAAGAAACGUUCACGGCUCCGAGCCGCCCGAGUCGAGUCAACAAAAAUUAA
This is a messenger RNA of Myzus persicae (green peach aphid), 477 nucleotides long. RefSeq lists its product as uncharacterized. The transcript has 2 exons. The record is from RefSeq and is a predicted model, not a curated record. NCBI's taxonomy places the organism in Eukaryota, Metazoa, Arthropoda, Insecta, Hemiptera, Aphididae. Bases 1 to 477 code for a protein of 158 amino acids.